Dibothriocephalus latus is the source of this 669-nucleotide messenger RNA. The record is from the annotation of a GenBank genome assembly. NCBI's taxonomy places the organism in Eukaryota, Metazoa, Platyhelminthes, Cestoda, Diphyllobothriidea, Diphyllobothriidae.
AUGAUCAUACCAACUGUUCUCGGCUGUGUGGCGGCAAUCUUUGCCUGGAUACUGCAAUAUCAGAAUGGCGGCCUGCUCAAUGUUUUCAUGAAACCCGUACGAUCGUCAGACAGUCCCAAUGUCACCUUCGACGUCGUAUCAGACUUCUCCGGAAUCCUCGCCUUCAUUGCAUGCCUGGUCUUUGCUUCCCUGGGCCUUGUGGUCAUCUUUAUUUUCUCCUUCAUCUGUUGCAUCUGCUGUUGCUGCUGCGAUUCUGGUUGUCAUCAUGAUGAGGACGAAGACGAAAAGGACGAACUAGGGUCAAAAGCAUCGACCAAGGAUCAAAAUUUCAUCUGCUGCGGCCUGCAUAUCCUCGCAUUGGUUGUGACCACUCUGCUGCUGAUUGGCCUGGCUGUCUGCAUCGGUUACUACUUCGGAGCGGCCAAUGUCCUCAGUGAAACUAUGGCUGAUUCAAAAGCGAAAGAUGUGGAGGUAGUUUCGUGGCUGGAGGGCAACUCUUCCAGCUUUUCCGUCGGUCGAAUACUGCAGUUUUUCGUUUCCAAUGCUUUGAAGUUUAGCAAGUCCUCCAUCUCGUCUGCGAAAACGAACAUAAAUGUGACAGUCUCUACCGUAAAGACCACUAUUUUAAAGGUAUGCAGAAUGUAUAACUCUUUGUCUUCACCUUCCUAA